This is a messenger RNA of Toxorhynchites rutilus septentrionalis, 1008 nucleotides long. RefSeq lists its product as uncharacterized. NCBI's taxonomy places the organism in Eukaryota, Metazoa, Arthropoda, Insecta, Diptera, Culicidae. The coding region runs from base 1 to 1008 and encodes 335 amino acids. Gene Ontology annotation, molecular function: nucleic acid binding. The record is from RefSeq and is a predicted model, not a curated record. The transcript has a single exon. Gene Ontology annotation, biological process: DNA integration.
AUGGCACCGUUACCGCUAGCCCGCCUAGCCGUCUAUAAUCGUCCCUUCAGCUAUGUAGGAGUCGAUUACUUCGGUCCGUUGUUGGUGAAGCAAGGCCGAUCAAAUGUGAAGCGAUGGAUCGCACUAUUCACGUGCUUGACGGUGCGCGCAGUUCACCUCGAGAUGGUGCACAGUUUAACCACAGCUUCGUGCAUUUCCUGUAUUCGUAGAUUCGUAUGCCGCCUUGGUUCUCCUGUCGAAUUUUUUAGUGACAACGCCACCAACUUCCAUGGAGCUGAACGAAUACUUCGAGAACAAAUUAAUAACGGCAUCCAAGCAACCUUUACUAACUCCAACACGAAAUGGACGUUCAUUCCGCCUGGUGCUCCGCACAUGGGGGGCGCUUGGGAGCGGCUUGUCCGCUCGGUGAAGACAGCGAUGGGAGAUGCCUAUACUGAAGGGAAACUAAAUGAUGAGGAACUGCAAACAUUUAUCGAGGAAGCAGAAAGCAUAGUCAACACUCGACCCCUAACGUAUUUGCCUAUAGAAUCUAUCGAAUCUGAAGCCCUUACACCAAACCAUUUCCUGUUAGGAAGCUCGAAUGGAGUCAAACUACCAGGCAUAGAUAUUGUACAGGGAACUUCACAGGACGCAUGGAAUCACAUACAACGUCAACUCAACCGAUUUUGGCAACGCUGGUUGAAAGAAUAUUUACCGGUAAUCAGGAGGCAAAUAAAGUGGUUCGACGAAACUAGAAACGUACAAGUCGGCGACGUGGUGCUAAUAGCCGAUGAAACGAAACGUAACAGAUGGAUACGCGGUCGUGUGAUCGAUUCGAUCAAAGCUCAGGACGGCCAUGUACGCCAAGCUAUAGUGAAGACGUCGGGAGGAGUUCUCCGUCGGCCAGUAUCUAAGCUCGCAGUAAUCGAUGUAGGAAUCAGUGCGGCUAGUGAGGCCAAUAGACCGCACCCGGGGGAGAAUGUUAGCGCAGAUACAUCGAUUGAACGAAGUGACAACCCUGAACCAUAG